UGUGGUUUGUGCUAUACAUCAACCUAGCAGUCAAAUGAUUUCGCUCUUCGAUAACAUUAUGGUACUCGAUCGAGGCAGAUGUAUGUACUGCGGUCCAACGAGCGAAAUCAUAAACACUUACGGCAUUGCCGGAUUUACGUGCCCCAGCUUCUACAACAUAGCCGAAUUUGUGCUUGAGGUAAUAUCCGAGCAGAGGGGUGGAGAUUUAGAAAAUCUAUACAAGAUCUGUCAUGAUGAAUACAAAAAAUUCAGAUUACGCAGUAAAGAUAAUCUGAAUGAAUUGAAGUCAUCAAUUAAUUUCAAACAAAAAUGUGAAACAGACGAUGCAGAAGCAUGUGCAAAUAGUAUAAUACUAAAGAAAUCGACAUGGGAACAGCAAAAGGUUUUAUUUUUACGAGCUCUAAUCUGCAUCAAGCGAGAUAAUGUGAGUAAAAUCUUUUAAAAGUAGAAUAGAAUACUUGU
Messenger RNA from Wasmannia auropunctata (little fire ant), 462 nucleotides. Its product is annotated as ATP-binding cassette sub-family G member 1-like. Gene Ontology annotation, cellular component: plasma membrane. The transcript has 3 exons. The record is from RefSeq and is a predicted model, not a curated record. Lineage: Eukaryota; Metazoa; Arthropoda; Insecta; Hymenoptera; Formicidae. The coding region runs from base 35 to 442 and encodes 135 amino acids.